CAUCGCCAACUUUGAGAGAUUUUAAGACACCCCAAAAGAGCAAAUCAUUCUAUCGUCUCUUUUGAAUUCAUCUUCACUUGAGUGAAUCUGAGAGAGAGGAAAGAGAAAAGUUACAGAAUUGAAAGAAAAUCUUAUAUAACACACCGGUGGGUAAUCCUGUCUUCUACUCCUAAAAAAUCUCGUUGGUCAUGUCCAGGGGUUCGAUUCCCGGCGCCGACGCCCUCGGGAGGAGGUCGCGGGGUCGAUUCCAGUGGGCGCGCCGGGAGAGUGAAGCUCUUCUUGAUCACCCCGAGGAGACCGAUCGGCUGCGCCACAGGCGAUCGCGAUCGGCGUGCGCGCCGCGGUGGUGGAAAUCGUCGUUCCGGGCCCGGGAGGGAAGAAAUUCGUCUCCACGGCGCCGUUGUGGCUGGAUUUCUUCUUCCUCUUGCGCAGCCCAAAGAAGGAGGAGAUCCAGGAGAGCUUGCCGCCGCCGCCGCUGUGGUGAUGGGGAUUCCUGGCGCCGCGAUGAUCCCUGUCGACGUGAUGAGCCACGGGCGUGGCGGAUGCCGAUACCAGGGGACUGUGAUAGGACCCGGCGGCAUUUGCCUUGCAGUUCCGCGUGGAGAAGAAUCCAUCCGCUGGAAACCCUCCUUCCCCCCCAUUUCUUGAAUCGGGAGCGGCAAAUCGAGCAAAUGUUGGUGCUGGAGCUCCGCCGCGGCGGGUGCUGCUGCUGCCACUGCGAGAGAGGAAUUCGGGAGCAGCGUGUGGCUGCUGGAAGAAUCGCCCGAGAGAGAGAGCCGGAGGAGGCGAUCCCGGAGGCACAAGUGACCGGCUGCCUCUUGCUGGGAUGAACCAAGCACACGCCUGGAUCCAUCGCCAAAUCGAUCUAGUAGCAGCUCGCGUUGGGAGGAUACCACCGAAAAAAUCCCGUCGACAUGGCCCGCCCGCGUUGUCGCCAUGGAGCGCACUUUUGGAUGGCGCCACCACGAAGCUCGAGCCAAGCAGCGGACGUGAAGGAGAAGUGGAUGUAUAUCUGCAUCCUGGCUAACCAAAGCCCAAGAACGUCAAGUUUCCGUUUCAAGUUGGAAUUUUUGGUGACCAUCC
Molecule: messenger RNA, 1083 nt
Organism: Selaginella moellendorffii
Lineage: Eukaryota; Viridiplantae; Streptophyta; Lycopodiopsida; Selaginellales; Selaginellaceae
Exons: 2
Coding region: 189-830 (213 amino acids)
Source: RefSeq, a predicted model, not a curated record